Agrilus planipennis (emerald ash borer) is the source of this 7653-nucleotide messenger RNA. RefSeq lists its product as uncharacterized. Bases 360 to 7424 code for a protein of 2354 amino acids. The record is from RefSeq and is a predicted model, not a curated record. The transcript has 11 exons. Lineage: Eukaryota; Metazoa; Arthropoda; Insecta; Coleoptera; Buprestidae.
GAACGGCCUUCCUACUAUUAUUACAUUUGUUGCACCGACUACUGACUUCUUCGACCUCCUCGACCACGACAGCCUACAAAAUACAAACGCACGGGACGAACUGUGGUGCUAGUCCGUAAUCGUAAAAUGCUUUUACCUGCUCUCUGCUUGACAUCAGGAAUGUUAAAUAAGAACAAUUAAAAGCUUUUGUGAUCUUGACGAAAGUUAGUGAAGAUUUUUAUUGUUAGCACUCUUGGUACCUAUUAGUUCGGAAUUCCCGGUUUACCUACUGUAGUGUGAGUGAGGAUUUGUUGUUGUUUAUAUCAUAAUUAUUAUUACUACUGUCACCGGUUGCCUUGGAAAUACGUAUAACCAAACAAAUGUCAUGGCUGAAACUUCAAUGGAAGAGGAAAAACAGACAUCAACACAUUAUCGAAGAAACAAUAGUCGGAAAUACCUUAGAAAAUGAUAUUCUAGGGGUAGUGGAGGUGCAAGGGCACCUAGUACCUUGUAGCAUAUGUGGCCGUACUUUUCUGCCCGAACCCUUGAAGAAGCAUGAGCGAAUAUGCGAGAGGAACGCUACGCGCAAAAGAAAGAUCUUUAAUUCCCAGAAGCAGCGUGUCGAAGGCACCGAACUCGCUGUCUUUCAUCAGAAGUCCUAUCUGAAGAAGACAAGUGGUAGCAGUGGCUCCGAACAACUGGACGUCAAACAACCACCGCCGCAAAGGAAGUCCAAGUGGAAGGAGAAGCACUUGGAACUCGUCAAGAUUAUACGAGAGGCCAGAGGUGCUGCCGUUCCUUCCACCGAAAUGUCGGGCGACAAACGCACUACGACCUCCACGACUACCAAUAGUUCGAAUGAAAAAUGUCCAACCUGUGACAGAGCUUUUGGACCGAAGGCCUACGAUAGGCACGUCGAGUGGUGUAGAGAGCAUAAGUCGCGUAUCCAGAAGUCUCCUGCCAAUGUCCUUGUCGCAAAAGAAAGACUUGAAGCCCGAACAAAAUAUCGAGUACCACCUUUGAACAAAUCCAAAAGGCAAACGAUCAAGGAAAAAUAUGCGAGCAAAAAAGAUUCGCCACACCAAUCAAAUUUGAAAAGUGCCAGUUCAAACAACUUUGAAACCAGCCCGAGGACGAAGAGCAAGGACGAAAGGCAAAAUGAACUGAAUCGAAAGGCCACAGCGGGCAGACACUUAACACGUGGCGACUCAAUCAGGGAUAAUAAACCAGUACCACAGAAGAAGGAGCCCAGAAAAGGUUCCGUUGAGGACCUUAUUAAGAGUUCUAAACCGAAACCAUCGACGAUGCGGGGAAGCGGGAAAGUUGAUAGCAUCUCGGUGAACAGUGGCGUGCUUGGAAUGUCAGUAACACAAAUAACGGCAGACGAGGAAGUCGUAAAAUCACCAGGUCGUUUAACCACGUGGGUGGAGGAGCAACGGAAACGACAUCCAAUUGAAAAGUCACCCCAUUGUGAUCUGAAGAUGAAAUUACACGAAUCCGAAAUGUCCUUGCAUGGAUUAUCAGCAUCAACAUCAAAUAGGCUUCCAGUUCCAAUGUCUCUUUCAAACGUUUGCUUUUCGUCAGUGGAGGAAUUGAAUUCACCGAGUCCUUUGAGCAUUUCCUACACCGCUAGAGAUGACAGUUUAGGGCGCCACAGGAGUCAAGAAACCGCCAUUGGACGCUCACCUAAAUUUAAAGUGUUUGGCGGUAGCAAAUACGUCGAACGAGUCAUUUCUGAAAAGAAUUUGCGUAGUAAAGACCGCGAUUAUAAAAAUGAAGAUAAAUUAAAAAUAGAUGUGGACAACGACAGAUUUUAUAUAAAUACGUUCCGUAACAACGAUUCUUCUUGUGCUUCCGGAAGAAGCGGUGCACAACCCGUCAAGACAUUAGUCGAUAUUGGAAUUAUUGACACCAAAAAUGAUCACAAUAAAGGAUCACUUCUUACAAACGCUGACGUUGUCGAAACAGGAUCAGUCAACAGUAAGCAAAGUGGCGAUUUGUCGGCUCGUAGUGAUUACUCCGGGAAAAAACAAAUCAAAACUUUGAAAACUUUCAAAAGUCGAAAUACGACGAACGCCAAAUUCACGAAACAUGAUAACAUUUACGCAAAUCUUCCAAAGUCCAUAGUUGAGGAGAUAACCAAAGAAAAUGAUAAUCAAAUAUCAGCUAGUUAUGACGAAAAUUGUAAUCGUAAUUUAAAGUCUAAAAUUAAAAAGAAGAUUCCUUGCGAUAACCUGGACAUUAAAGAGACUUCUGCAGAAGAAAACAAAACGUUACAGAUAGAGUACGAGUCAACUAAUAAAACAGAUUUGAUCAAAAUCAAGUUAAGAGAAGUUAAUAGUGAGGAUAGUAUUGUUGAUAUUAAGACAUCUUCAAGAGUCAGCAGUCCAAUCGUUACGAAGACGUCCGGAAACCUUAAUUGCGUCAGUGAAGACUUCGAUAGUUUAGAAAACAUCAAUUCCGAUAUCGGUUUUCACAAUUAUACUUACGAAGGUGACUCGUAUCCCACAAGUCCAAAGUUCGAAAACUCGUUUAAAUACACAAGCUUGAAGUCAUCUGACGAGAUACUGGCCUUUUCAAAAAAUUUAGUCGAAUUGGUCGAGAACAGUUGCAAUCAACUACCGAUACCAUCUAGUGAAAGUAGUCAGUUAUUGACGGAUUCUACAGAUACGAUUAUAUCACAGGAUACUUGUGAAAACAAUUUAGUGACACGAAAUAUUACGUCUAUUGAUAAAGUUGAAAUAAAAGAUUCAUUUAAUAAAUUCGACUCUAAGGAUUUACUAAAAUCUGAAUCAAAGGAAUCGUUUCAAAACAAGAAAAUUUAUACAGAGAGAAAGAAAGAUGACCAUGUGUUAUAUCAACUGCAAAUGGAUAGAGAUACGAAUGACGCUUCUGAAACGGUUUUGGGAAAACGCAAAGAUAAUACUAACAGUGACAUCUGCCAGCCAUCGGAAUAUUUGUGGAAACAAUCUAAUAACCUAUUAAAACAACCCAGGUCGUUUCAAGGAAAGGAGGAAGAAUUUUUCUGUAAUGACGAUGACGCUUCUCGUCGAGACGACGUAUCAGCAAUGAUCUGCCAUUUCCGGAAACGAAUUUUUGGUUCGAAAACCAGACACAACGAACCUCGCUGCUUCGAGCAUCGUAUGAUUCGAGGUGAUGUUUCAAAAACAUUCACAAAAAACAAAAACUUGAAACAUCUAAGAGAACGUUUAAAAAAGAACAGUAUAGAUUUAAGGAGAAAUGUCCAAUCGCAAGAAGAUAUUUUUAAUUACCAACAUAGGCCUUCUCAAAGUUUUAUGCACGGUUUAUGUUCUGGUGUUCAAAUGAUAGAAAAAGAAGAUUUCUCAUCUAGUAUUAACACAACUUCCGAAAAAGAAAUAAAAACUAUCGAUUAUGAAAUUUGCAAUUCGUCGUCGCAUACAAUCAGUAGAAUGGAAAGACAUGAAAGUUCAAAAGCGUACGUUCCUUCUGACUAUCACUUUUCCACGAAUAAAACUAUUAGUGAAAACCCGGUUUCCACAUCACCCGACGGGUGGAUUCUAUAUAUUGAAAAUAGAAAUUCAAAAAAUACGACAGAGCAGUUUGCGAUCUCCAGCGGGGAUUCCAUUUGCAAUUCUUCCAAUAAAACUACCAAAAAUGGAGAUUACACAAGUGUAGAUUCCAGAGAAUGUCUCAAUUUCGACUCAUCAGAUCCAUCAAUUUUUGAUACGAAGGAAUCUGCUCAUAAAGCUUACAAUUACGAUUCAGGUUUUGGUUCCGUUGAUGAACAGUCGAAAAAAACAACAGAAACGAGUAUCCUAAAGAAUUAUACAAAAUUACAAUCUGUGAAUGUAUUACGUUGUGGCAAACCGGAUGUAAGUCAGCAAUACCACUGCUUAAUUUCGGAUGGAGCUCAUUCGAAAAGUGAUCCAGAAUGUUCUCAACAAACGCCAUUGACGGAGAAAAACUCUGAUCCUUCAGCAAGUGUGAAGCUUGAUGACCAUAUUCAAGAGAGCGAUAGCAACAGUCGAAAGAUUCUCAAACCUAAACACAAACGUAAACUUGAAAGUAACGAUUCCUCAGCUUCAAUUGAAACCCAAGCAUCUUACAAUUCAAAAGAAACUUUUAACUUGAAAUCGGUUACAUUAGAGAAAUGGCAAUCUAGCGGGUCCAGAAAUGUACCACAAAAAAGAGAUGAAACUCCAACAGCAACAGAAUCAAAAACAGUUAACCUAAACAAAAAAGAAGCAGGUCUUGUAAUGGGGACAAUCCAAAAAUCUUAUGAACAGACACCUAACCAAAAUCAAAACAGUAUUGAAUAUUCAAGUAUUGAACAAAUAUCAUCAUGUACAGUGGAAAAUACACACUCUCAACUACUUCCAUCUAAUAUUGUUAAUGAAAUUAUAAAUGUUGCCACUGGUGCAGAUUUAAAUAAAAAAAAUAAAAUUAUAAAAACCGAAGGCAAUUUUUCGUUCAAAACGACUAAUGAUAUUACCGAAGAAAUUAUAGAAAUGUUUGCAAUUUCUGAUUCUAAUGUCAGCGAGAUGCCUAAAGAAUGUUCCAGAGAAGAUCCAAACAAGGAUUUAUUGGGACUUGUUGAUAAGAAGCCCACUCAAGAUGAAUGUAAAGAUGCGGGCAGCACUUUAAAUAUGAUAAAUAAUUCGAUGUCGGUGUCAAAAUUUACACAAAAUACGUUAGAACUUGCUCAACACAGAAUCGAUUUAGUAACCACAAAUAACCCUGAGCAGAAUGACCAAACAGUAGAUCUCUGCACUACUACUUUUGCAGCUAUAGGCGCCAUCAGUGCAGACAGGGUGUUGGAUAAAAACAUCCAAAAAGCUCCUAAAUCAAUCCAAGAGAAAUCUUCUAAAACAUCCAAAAUACCCGUAUUAGAAAAGUCAACUUUCUCCCGAAAAAUUAAGAAGAAAAAUGGACAACUUGAGAAAUAUUUUAAAGGCGAAGGUCAUAGAAGCAUUCACAAUUGCGGGGAGUCCUUUCUUCGUGCAUUAUCGGAGUCGUCCCUGUGCGAACAUCGGCCCCUAACACUAAUUAGAUCUUCCUCUGAAUCGUCCAUACAAGCAAUUGUGGGCAGUGAACUCAUUAAUUUAAUUAACCGAAAGAAAGAAUUUCAAACAAGUCGUAACUUAAAAAUCUUCGUGGUAGAAAAUAAAUCGCAACUAGUCGAAGAAAUAGACAUACCACAACAAACAAUUAUAUACCAGGAAAGAAGAUAUGAGACUGCCAAAUCGACAGAAGAAAGCGAUACUAAUAAUAUCAUGCACAAGAAAGAUCUAAACGUAUUGAAAUCGGAGAUUAAUCAGAAAAACGAUAUUAGGCAAUCCAAUUCUACGUAUACAAACGAAAUUGUUAAUUGUAGCCCCCAAGUGUCAUUGGAAUGCUUAAAGUUUGCUCCAGCACAUGCUACUGACAAUGCCGACCAUUUUAAGAAAUCCAGCUCAAAGAUAAGACAAUCGAAACGUAUCAAUUCUGCAGCUAAGCGACAGACUUCGUCAGUUCAGGAAGCGUCUCCACUGAAUGCGUUUUUACAAUCGCUCAGUAGUUCAAAUUUAGAAAAAACCUCACCAACACCGUCGAAACUUUGUUCCAAUCAAGAAUGUAAGAUUUCAGAGUCAGGGGGUUCCAUAAUGACGUUAAGCAAUGCCAGCAGUUGGAAUACGGUAAAAUCAACCGUUUUUAAAAAGGAGGUUGAACAAGAGUCAGACGAUUUAAUAAUUGGAGACGGGAAUAAAGAUAAUGGUAAUACAGUAAAAGUUUUCAAAGAGGCAGAAACGGGUUUCGACGAUUUGGAAAGUUUAGAUGGCGAUAGCAGUAGCGUUUGGGUGAACGCUUUAAGUUCAGCCAGGCUAAAGGAAUCAGUACGAAAAUGUUGCAGUGACGUAUGCGUUUUAAAAACAUUUAAUUUGUAUGCGAACAAGGGAUUGGAGGGAUUAAGUAGGGCAAUUUCUCCAAGGAAAACUGUAGAAGACAGAACUGAAGACGAAGUUGAAUUCCCCGUCACUACAGUCACGUCUGAUAGUACUUCGGUUGACGAAAUGUGUUCCUUGACGCAUUCGCAAAUUAUCCGCAUAGCUGCUGACGAUUUUUUGGCUUCUUGCGUGCCAAAGCAAAAAGUAUCUCCGGCUUCCAGUCAGGAGGUAAUACCAAAGAAGAGACAAAAGAUGAGUUUCAAGAAGGGAAUCACGAGCAUGGCCAAGAAGAUUGUGAGAUGCUUUUGCAAAAACGAUAAAGGUAAAAGAAGCAAAAUGGGAAAGGGUAUGUCACAAUGUAGUGUGAGGAGUAAAAAGAGAAGGAAGAAAAAGAAAACAAAAUCGAUUAUUACAAUUGCAAAUUUAGCAAACGACAGAACAAAAAGAGGUGAUUCUUCAGAACUCGGAUUGUAUGUACCUGAAAAAUAUACUGAUUUUCAAGUUCCAAUCCAAAUUAAUACAAAAUUUUCAAAUUACCAGACUGCAGGAUGGCAAGCUGGUGAUAAAAAAUUAACAAACGCACUCGAAGAUGGUUCCAAUAAAGUUAAUGAAACAUGUCUUCUGUGUUUUUUUAACGUAACUGGUGGUAAUCUUUGCAAACACGAUGAGAUAAUCGUAUCAUCGCCGAAACGCUUGAACGAAACCAACACCAAAAUGGAGUCAUCUCUGAUAACUAACACUGGCGAUAGUCCUAAAGAUGAUUUCUAUUUGCCUAUCAUAAAUGUUAAAGCUGCCAGAAAAUCUGCCGCGAAACCGAAAGAAACGACCCCUGUUUCCUUGCCACCGAUUGAUUCUAAAAACCAGGAUUACCAAAGUUCUAAUAAAAGCAGCAAGGAAAAAGCGCGAUGUGAUAACAGGUCCCUAUCCUUGUUAGAACCAGCUAUCAAAUCAAGGCCACAGAAACCCAAAGAACUAAUCCACUGCAAACAAGACAGGAGAAGUCCAGAUCGGAAAAGUCCUGGACAUCAACAAAUUGCUAGUAAGGAGAUAAAACGUCAUGAACAGGAGUCUAUUAAAGUCAGCACCUUCAAAGCAACGGCAGAUGAUCUUUUCGCAGUUGAUGACGAGCUGUAUGAAGAAUACAAAAAAUACGAGGAAAUGUACUUAAAAGAGAAACAGCAGAAGAUGCAACAAACCAGUGACGUUAGCGACGACCUGUACAGUCCCGGAAAAGACGAUAUUCAACUUUCCCAAAAGAAUAGUGGCGACUCUGCGUACAGCAGUCUUAACAGAAAGCCAUCUAAAAUUCGUGCUCGUUCAACAAAAUUAACACCAUUGGAUUGCCAAAAAAUGAACACAGAGAGUACUAGUUCCAGUGGUACAGAUACGUCGUCCACAUCCCCGUCCCAUCCCCAUCCUAUCGGCGUCCAACAUCAACAGCAAAAGGUACCCAAGUUUUGCCACGAAUGUGGUAGCAAGUAUCCCAUCGAUUCUGCCAAAUUUUGUGUCGACUGUGGUGUAAAAAGGCUUCUAUUGUGAUGUAGUACAUGAACUUUUUUGUUGCAACUGAAUUUGGCAGACAAGAGCGUUCGAUUUAUUGAUAAAACGAAAUUGAGGAAUUUAGAUGGGACGACCUGUUUAUUGCGCGUAUGUUGUGAAAAGAGAAACCAAAACGAACUUUUAUCUAAUAAAAAUUAAAAUAAAAUGAAAUGGGAGCAUCGAAGAAUUAAAAGUUAUAAGGAAUAAAGUACCGAAAUUUACAGACGUU